UUUAGUCAAGUUUCAUCAAAAGUUUUACAGGUGUACGUUAUCUCUUGCGCGCGCUUGAAACAAGAUUUGACGUGAAUUAUAGCUCUGAUGGAUAAUCUCUCAAAACCACAGCUGGCGGCAUACACCGCUCGCCACAUACCGGUGGUUUAUGAUGUUCCAGUAAUCGGGCUUCAAAACGGUGGAUUCACCCGUUCAACAGGAGGCCGGCCAGUCGGCCGAGGCCCAGGACGAACGCGAGGGAACCGGCGCGGACGGGGGCGUGGCAAGCAGGGAUUGCCUCGAGUAAAUCCCAGGGUCACCGGCCAAAUCGCCAAUCGAACACGGAGGAGACGAAUGUGCGUGGCCGACGUGCGGACUGCCUUCCAGAGAUUUUACGCUUACCAGCAAGCCUUUCGUAGUUUUCGGAUACGCGAAGCGCGCAAGCAAAAGGAAGGGAAUGUAAGCAAAGUCCGGCAUCUACUUUCCACAAGAUAUCGGAUAUCUCCCGAAGACGUCUUCUACCUAACCGCAUCGGACUGCGACAUUCUCCAAAUUCCACCAAAGAUCCAAGCUGAGAUGAAUUUCUACGCGAACGAUACUCCUGACAACCCACUGGACACGUUACGUCAGUUCACCGGCGUAACCGGCAUUCAUCUGAAAACAACUGGCCGCUACCUCAGUGCCCUGGCGCAUGUUUCACGCCGCGGCAUCCUCCCAGCCAUUACGACGAAGGAUGGGGAUGGGGAGGUGGUUCAGAAUGAAAUCGACCGGAUGAUGGAGCAAAUCAACAUGGUUUAUGAAGAUGCUCUGCAGCUUCUGGAAGUUGUGAAAACUAUGGAAACGGUUGGUGCAAGUGCUAAUGGUUUAGCAGUCGGAAACCGAAAACAACUACAAGUUCACGAAGCGGAAUGCAGACCGACAACCGAGGAGAAUACAUAUGUAGCUACGUCGCUGGCGGUCAUCGCGGUAGGGAUUGGACUGGCAAGUCUGCUAUUUCUGUGGAGAUCGUUUUAAUUGAAUUGAUAACGUCGACAUUUUGCUGCGGUAAUACUGGGAUCUAGCUGUUAUAUACUGCUAUGUUGUUAGAUGUAUAAUAUUGUAACAUUAUUGUUGACAGGGCUGUCAUUACGGUAAUAACCUAUUAGCAUUCUUGCGGUGGGUAGUGUUUGCAAUAAUUUUCGAGGAUGCACGUAAACAUGCCAUGUUUUCCUGUUCCGGUGUUGAUUGUUCAAACCAGCUUUUCUACAGUGUGCGUCUUCGGA
Paramacrobiotus metropolitanus is the source of this 1241-nucleotide messenger RNA. RefSeq lists its product as uncharacterized. NCBI's taxonomy places the organism in Eukaryota, Metazoa, Tardigrada, Eutardigrada, Parachela, Macrobiotidae. The coding region runs from base 88 to 993 and encodes 301 amino acids. The transcript is spliced from 2 exons. The record is from RefSeq and is a predicted model, not a curated record.